Drosophila eugracilis is the source of this 396-nucleotide messenger RNA. RefSeq lists its product as uncharacterized. Bases 13 to 396 code for a protein of 127 amino acids. The record is from RefSeq and is a predicted model, not a curated record. Lineage: Eukaryota; Metazoa; Arthropoda; Insecta; Diptera; Drosophilidae. The transcript has 3 exons.
UAACCAGCAGCCAUGAACCAGUUAACCUUUGUCGGCUGCCUUUUGCUCUGGUCAGGAGCUCAGGCUGCCUUCCAGGACUUUGUGAUAGGACCUGAGUCAUAUGAUGAUGAUAACGAGUUGGCUCCGUUCGGAGAAGAAUAUCCAGAAGAGGAGAUGGAUGAGGACAUCAUGGUCUCCUUCCAAGAUGUUGAACAUGAUGGUGUUGUGGACACCAAUCUCCUCAUGAAAGCUCUAAUACAGCAUGCCAAACGCUUGGGUUUGAGUUUGGAAGAACUUGCCAACCUAAAUCUGGAGUCAGAAGAAGAAGAAUCCAUGAACCAACUUGGCUGCCCAUCUGGGCAAAGCGUCCUUCGAUACGAAGAAAAGCCCACCUGGCGGGAUGUACUCUUUAACUAA